This is a messenger RNA of Chanos chanos (milkfish), 264 nucleotides long. It is a transcript of the gene s100a11, whose product is annotated as S100 calcium binding protein A11. Gene Ontology annotation, molecular function: calcium ion binding; calcium-dependent protein binding; transition metal ion binding. The record is from RefSeq and is a predicted model, not a curated record. Bases 1 to 264 code for a protein of 87 amino acids. The transcript has 2 exons. Gene Ontology annotation, cellular component: perinuclear region of cytoplasm. NCBI's taxonomy places the organism in Eukaryota, Metazoa, Chordata, Actinopteri, Gonorynchiformes, Chanidae.
AUGGAGGCUGCUAUAGACACACUGGUCACUCACUUUAAGACCUACGCGGGAAAAGAUGGUUCUUCUCAAACCCUGAGCAAAGAAGAGUUUCAGAGCCUGGUGGUAUCCCAGCUCCCUAAUCUAGUCAAGAACGCCGCUGAUCCUGCCGUCAUUGACCAGCUGAUGGGCUCGCUGGACGAGAACAACGAUGGCGAGCUAAAUUUCUUGGAAUUCUGGCAACUUAUCGGCAAACUAGCGAGCAAGCGCGGCAACUUCAGUCUCUGA